AAAAUUAUUCUUUGCCCCAUAUUUCUCUUAUAUAUUCUAGAUAUAUACGUCUGUCCCGACCCAGACCUAAUUGAUCGCAUCCCUUCCUCCCUUCUCGCUACUCCUCGCGCAUACCGUACCAAAUUCUUGAAUACGAUCCUUCCACGAUGGGUUUGUGCGGGCGUCAGACGGUUGUCCGUCGGAAGAUGGUGCUGCUAGGUGACGGUGCUUGUGGCAAGACUUCGGCCUUGAACGUGUUCACAAGAGGUAAGAUACACGCUCUUUCCCAUGGUUAUGCACUCUGCGAUAUUGACCUUACUACUCCCCGCCCAGUGAGCCGACUGUUUUUGAAAACUAUGUCCACGGUAAUCGCCUUCGCCCCUUCUAUGUCCAAUUCGUAUAUUCAUGACUCCCUAGAUAUUUUCGUCGACAAUGUACACAUGGAAUUGUCGCUCUGGGAUACCGCUGGCCAGGAGGAAUUUGACCGAUUGCGUGCGCUAUCGUACGAGGAUACACAUGUGAUUAUGCUUUGUUUCAGCGUUGACAGCGCGGAUUCGUUCGAGAACGUCGCAUCCAAAUGGGUCGAGGAGAUUACGGAGAACUGCCCCGGUGUUAAGAUGGUUCUCACAGCGCUCAAGUGUGACUUGAGAAAGGAUGAAUUCGAGAAUACCAACCCGAACGCUAUCACGUACGAGCAAGGUCUAGAGAAGGCGAAGGCGAUCGGUGCUGUGAAGUACUUGGAAUGCUCUGCCGUUCAGAAUCGCGGCAUCAUGGAGACUUUUUACGAAGCAGCCAAGGUUGCCCUUGAAGUGAAAGUCUCGGGAUCGAAUGCUUCCAAGGAAGGAUGUGUCAUCCUGUAAACGGUUCUCCCGUUGCAACUCUUAGCUUCUUUGACGGUUUCUAUCAUUUGUUCGUAUACCCUUUGAUUUGUUUCUUAUCCGUUGCGCCCUUUGGGACUAUCCACGACGAGCUGCAAACGUCCCAAACCGGGCGCAACUGAUCUUUAUUAUGAUGUCAGCUCUUCAGCCUAUUUGUGUGGCUAUUUGCUUUUUUCUCUUCUUUAUAUAUACUUUGCUGCAUCCUCUUUCCUAAUUAUGUACGCUUAAUAUUCUGGAAAAGACGAACUGACCCAGCUUGGAAUGGACUUCGGCAAUCACGCUUUACUCAACUGAAUCUUUCUACUGCCGGGUAUCAUGUUUCUGGGUCAAUGGCAGAAGACCGGGAGAAUCAGCUCUAUUUAUUACUAUUGCUAGACCUGCAGAUGUGUACUAUCUACCAAUUGAUGACUCUAAUUUUGGAUUCCA
Messenger RNA from Aspergillus nomiae NRRL 13137, 1283 nucleotides. RefSeq names its product Rho family GTPase RHO3 (gene rho3). The transcript has 6 exons. The record is from RefSeq and is a predicted model, not a curated record. The coding region runs from base 147 to 839 and encodes 230 amino acids. Gene Ontology annotation, molecular function: GTPase activity; GTP binding. Lineage: Eukaryota; Fungi; Ascomycota; Eurotiomycetes; Eurotiales; Aspergillaceae. Gene Ontology annotation, biological process: small GTPase-mediated signal transduction.